Knipowitschia caucasica is the source of this 1011-nucleotide messenger RNA. The record is from the annotation of a GenBank genome assembly. NCBI's taxonomy places the organism in Eukaryota, Metazoa, Chordata, Actinopteri, Gobiiformes, Gobiidae.
AUGCAUGAGGAGAUGAGGAGCGACAAAGAGACACACAGCGACUGCGGCGGAGGUAUCACUGCAGACGUCAAGUAUCACUGCAGACGUCAGGUAUCACUGCAGACAUCAAGUAUCACUGCAGACGUCAGGUAUCACUGCAGAUGUCAAGUAUCACUGCAGACGUCAAGUAUCACCGCAGACGUCAGGUAUCACUGCAGACGUCAAGUAUCACCGCAGACGUCAGGUAUCACUGCAGACGUCAAGUAUCACUGCAGACGUCAGGUCUCACCGCAGACGUCAAGUAUCACUGCAGACGUCAAGUAUCACUGCAGACGUCAGGUAUCACUGCAGACGUCAAGUAUCUCUGCAGACGUCAGGUAUGACUGCAGACGUCAAGUAUCACUGCAGACGUCAAGUAUCACUGCAGACGUCAAGUAUCACUGCAGACGUCAGGUAUCACUGCAGACGUCAGGUCUCACCGCAGACGUCAAGUAUCACUGCAGACGUCAAGUAUCACUGCAGACGUCAGGUAUCACUGCAGACGUCAAGUAUCACUGCAGACGUCAAGUAUCACUGCAGACGUCAAGUAUCACUGCAGACGUCAGUAUCACUGCAGACGUCAGUAUCACUGCAGCGACGUCAAGUAUCACUGCAGACGUCAAGUAUCACUGCGCUCAAGACUCAGUCUCACUGCAGACGUCAAGUAUCACUGCAGACGUCAAGUAUCACUGCAGACGUCAGGUAUCACUGCAGACGUCAAGUAUCACUGCAGACGUCAAGUAUCACUGCAGACGUCAAGUAUCACUGCAGACGUCAAGUAUCACUGCAGACGUCAAGUAUCACUGCAGACGUCAAGUAUCACUGCAGACGUCAGGUAUCACUGCAGACGUCAAGUAUCACUGCAGACGUCAAGUAUCACUGCAGACGUCAAGUAUCACUGCAGACGUCAAGUAUCACAGCAGACGUCAAUUAUCACUGCAGACGUCAGGGGCCCAGUUGGAGCCUCAUAAGGACAGUGAGGAGAUACUGUGA